AGUACAUUUAUAAUAGCAUUGGGGUGAGAGUAUUGUGGAGAGGUGCAGGCCGCGAUUCCGCACUUGCACACAAUGCUGCUCACUCAAGGGCAGGUUCGCCCCGCCUCCGCGGGUGUAAGGCGGACAGCUAAGCCUGCUAGAAUUGCGUUACGCUUAGCUUGCUCUUCCAACGCCGCGAUGGGCGAGGUCACCAUCCGCCGACGCCCACCGCACGGCGUGGAGAUACAGCCGUGCGGUCCUCACGCCUUCCGCGUGGGUGGUCUGCCGGACGAGAACAAGCCGCAGAACAUCCUGGAGGAGAUUGUGUGGUGGAAGGCCCGCGAGGUGGAGGUGAUGCGGGAGAAGCAGCCGCUGGCCCUCAUGAAGGCGCUGGCGGAGAAGGCGGCGCCCGCUCGGGACUUCCGGGGGGCCAUUCGGGCGAAGGCGGAGCAGACGGGUCGCCCCGGCCUGAUCGCCGAGGUGAAGAAGGCCUCCCCCUCCAAGGGGGUCAUCCAACCCGACUUCGACCCCGUGCGCAUCGCCCAGGCCUACGAGCGGGGCGGCGCGGCCUGCCUGUCCGUACUCACGGAUGAGAAGUUCUUCCAGGGUUCCUUUGAGAACCUCGCCCGCAUCCGCGCCGCCGGUGUGUCCUGCCCGCUGCUGUGCAAGGAGUUCAUUGUGGAGGCAUACCAGGUGUACAAGGCGAGGGCCAGCGGCGCUGACGCCAUCCUCCUGAUCGCCGCCGUACUGCCCAACUCGGAUCUGUCGUACUUCCUGAAGGCCGCCUCCAACCUGGGCAUGGUGUGUCUGAUCGAGGUGCACACGGAGGUCGAGCUGGCGCGGGUGCUGCAGCUGCCGGGGGUGGAGGGGCACCUGCUGGGGAUAAACAACCGGGACCUGGGCACGUUCAAGGUGGACCUGCACACCACCAAGCGGAUCAUGGACAGCGAGUGGGGGCAGCAGGUCAAGGAGCGGGGCAUCAUCAUGGUUGGCGAGAGCGGCAUCUUCACGCCGGCUGACGUGGCGUUCGUGCAGGGUGCGGGGUGCGGCGCCAUCCUGGUGGGGGAGUCCAUUGUGAAGCAGGGGGACCCGGAGGCGGGGGUGAAGGCGCUG
Messenger RNA from Astrephomene gubernaculifera, 1092 nucleotides. The record is from the annotation of a GenBank genome assembly. Lineage: Eukaryota; Viridiplantae; Chlorophyta; Chlorophyceae; Chlamydomonadales; Astrephomenaceae.